AUUUACUUUUUGUUAAAAAUUUCGGGUUCACUUGGUAGUUAGUGUUUGAGUGGGUGACAAGGAAGGAAAUCGUUUUGGGAAUUUUGGAUAAAAUUUGCAUUUUAUAGAGAAAAGAUGUCGCAUAACCGCCGUAUUCCCAGGGCCGAGGUGGAAGAAGCCUUCAAAAAGUUGGCGACUUACAAUGGGAAAGAUGAGACGUGCCAGGUGUGCGAUUUGGGUCCUUUGCUGACCGCGCUUGUAUACAUCUGCACCCCAGAACAGUUCACGGGAUAUGUGAAUCUAUGGAUCACAAAUUACAAUGGGAUAAUCCCAAUGGAUGUUAUCGCAAAAUUAGUGGCCUCGAUUGAUGACAAUGUUGAACUGAUGAGGAUCCACGUCACAGCGGGGGACAGAGAUAAAAACGGAUUUAUUGAUGAGGCGGAAUUUAAAAAUAUUGUACCCGUGUUGUUAGCACAUAAUCCAGAUUUUCCGAGAGUUGAUUAUGAAGAUUUUGUAAAGCAAGCGGACACGAAUAAAGAUGGGAAGGUUAGUAUUGACGAGGCCGUUGAAUGGUUUGCGGGCAGGGGGAAGAAGUAAGGAGGGUUUAAUGUAAUUAAGGAGAAAAAUAAAUAUAUGUGGGGUUAUUAUGAGAUAAAAUUAACAUAUAUGUGUCAACAUUUGUUGGAAUAUGUAUCCCAAGUAAAUAAAACAAGGUUGUUCGAUUA
Messenger RNA from Folsomia candida, 704 nucleotides. RefSeq lists its product as uncharacterized. Bases 115 to 576 code for a protein of 153 amino acids. Gene Ontology annotation, molecular function: calcium ion binding. The record is from RefSeq and is a predicted model, not a curated record. The transcript is spliced from 2 exons. NCBI's taxonomy places the organism in Eukaryota, Metazoa, Arthropoda, Collembola, Entomobryomorpha, Isotomidae.